This is a messenger RNA of Plasmodium coatneyi, 2082 nucleotides long. Its product is annotated as DnaJ protein. The record is from RefSeq and is a predicted model, not a curated record. Bases 1 to 2082 code for a protein of 693 amino acids. NCBI's taxonomy places the organism in Eukaryota, Apicomplexa, Aconoidasida, Haemosporida, Plasmodiidae. The transcript has a single exon.
AUGAAGAGCAUGUCGUCGUACGACACGGGGCCGGAGUCCUCGGAGCUGAGCUCGUUCAGUCUGAAGGGGAAGUCCUCAUCCAAGGGGAAGGGCGACAAGCACAAAAACGAUAAAAAUGUGGAAAAGAAUAGUAGCGCAGAGUACAGUGACGAGAAGGAAACGAAAAAAAAAGACGAACAGAAGAAGAAAAAAAACGAGCAAAAGGAUAAAAAAGGCAUAAUCAGUAGUAGCCAAAGUAAGAAUGCAAAAAGUGGAAAACAGAGUAACAUUGAGAAGACCCCGAUGGACAUGUUCAAAAGCAAAAUAAAGUUCCUAACUGACAACAUAAUAAUUAUAGGUAUCAUUUUAUCCUUUAUGACUCUGAUAACGUUUAAAUAUUUGGAGGAGAAAUAUUCCUUGGAGAAAUACUUGGAGGAGGGAGACUCCUUUGAUUAUUACGAGGUGUUAAAAUGCAAAAGAGGAGACAGCAUAAAUAAGAUAAAAAAGAAUUAUCGUGAUUUAUCGAAAAUGUACCAUCCGGAUAGCAAUAAGGAUUGUAAAGAUUGUGACAAGAAGUUUAGAGACAUUACAAAGGCGUAUAAAACGUUGUCCGAUCCGAGGCUGAAAAAGGCAUAUGAUCAUUCGAAAGGAAAAGUGCUAAAACUGAUUGAGUCCAACAGUGUCAAUUUGACGAUGAGAAAUUAUAAGGACUUGGUGGAAAACUCCAACGACUACUGGAUUAUUCAGAUUUACUCAGACACAGAUAAUUUAAGUUUAAAUUUCUCCAAAAUUUGGGAAGAAGCUUUUGACAAAUAUCAUGAGUACAUCUCCUUUGGACGUAUAAACAUACUGACAGACAAAAAAUUAGUUAAGUCUAAAGUACCAUUCAAUGUGAAGAUUUUUCCCACCAUUUUUAUCCUAGCUCCAGAUGGGACCUACCACUUAUACUCAAACAUAUUUAACGCCACGUCGAAGGAUUUCCAAUCUUAUAUUAAUAACUAUUAUCCGAACUUAAUAUAUAACGUACAACAUUUUAAUAAGGCGUAUUCUUCCCUGAUGAAGAAGAGUGACCCUGUUAGUAAGAGUGGAUCUUCCCACAUUGACAAAAAUAAUAAAGUGCUUCUCCUCUCCAAUAAAAGUAAGUUAAGUCUCCAGGUCAAACACAUCACCUUCAAGUAUAGAAACAUUUACACCACGUAUGCCAUACGUUACGACGAAAUUGAGCAUCUAACAAAUGAGCCACUCAAAAAAGAAAUCAUCGACGCUUUAAAAGUGCUCAGUGUUAAAAAAAGUGACUACAUUAAGGAGAACGAAAAUAUCGACUACUUCAUUUUGGUGAAUAAUAAAGAGCAAGUGAAAAUUAUCAGAAGAAUCUCCUCCACGAAUAUUAAAAAUGUAUAUAAAGAUGCCCUGAUGAAAAACUUGGUAGAAAUUAACGCUACCAAUGUGGAUUCCGUUUGUUCCACCGUCGGGUCGAGACACACCUACUGUUACGUCACCAUCAUCGACAGUCUCAACAACGAAGAUACACUAACCUCUUUGAAAAAAAUUUAUCAACAUGUGAAUAACUCCUACGCCAGUUUUACCUCCAAGUUGGGCGCAGACGAAUCUGACAGUAGCAUGUUCAUUCAGCCGGUGUACCUACUAAAAUCCAACAUGACAAAAAAUUUCCUCAAAUUUGCGAAGGAAAAAUCUGUCAACACGUAUGACUCCUUCUUUAUGGACUACUCUGCGAACACCUUCGCCACAAUCAACGAAAUAAAGAAUUUAAGUAACUACUCCCAGAAGAAGGAAGACCUUUCUUUCCUCUCCAACAUUUACAAAGACAUUGAAAUAUUGACUUUUGAGAAAAUACCCAAAUAUUGCCUACCCAUGGAAGUUAACUGUCUCUAUAACCCGAAGAAAACCUUCUCCUAUCGGUUGUAUAACAUUUUUAAGAGAACUUCCCCAAUGCAAGUCAUCCUUUCCGCCGUGGUGGGGUUCUUCCUCUACCCUUCCUUUAAGAACUACGGCAAGUUGAGGUACGCCUGUCUGGCCGCCUCCAUGGGCGCCACGCUCCUCGUCACCAACAUCAAGGAUUUUCUGCUCCUCCUUGCUAAUUAG